Messenger RNA from Lucilia cuprina (Australian sheep blowfly), 1428 nucleotides. Its product is annotated as flap endonuclease 1-like. Lineage: Eukaryota; Metazoa; Arthropoda; Insecta; Diptera; Calliphoridae. The transcript is spliced from 2 exons. The record is from RefSeq and is a predicted model, not a curated record. Gene Ontology annotation, molecular function: magnesium ion binding; manganese ion binding; RNA-DNA hybrid ribonuclease activity. Gene Ontology annotation, cellular component: nucleus. The coding region runs from base 135 to 1289 and encodes 384 amino acids.
UAAUUUCAGCCGCCGUCGAUGUUAAUAUUUGUCGACGCAGGGCUCUGGCUAUUAGUAAACUAAAAAACCGCGGGAGCGUCAAGUCGAAAUUUCUUUAGUUAAUUCGCGAAAAAUAUAUUUAUUGCCCAAUUGCAAUGGGAAUUCUCGGCCUUUCCAAGUUAAUAGCAGAUGUCUGCCCACAGGCUAUCAAGGAAGGGGAAAUAAAACAUUAUUUUGGCCGCAAAGUUGCCAUUGAUGCUUCCAUGUGUUUGUAUCAAUUUUUAAUUGCAGUAAGAGCUGAAGGCGCCCAGUUGACUUCGGUGGAUGGUGAGACUACUUCACAUUUAAUGGGUAUAUUUUAUCGUACCAUACGCCUAUUGGAUAAUGGCAUUAAGCCAUUGUAUGUAUUCGAUGGUAAGCCACCAGAUUUAAAGUCUGGCGAAUUGGCCAAAAGAGCCGAACGACGUGAGGAGGCUCAAAAAGCUCUGCAGCAGGCUACAGAGGCUGGUAAUGAGGCCGAUAUGGAAAAAUUCAACAGACGUUUGGUGAGAGUGACCAAAGAACAUGCCAAUGAAGCCAAGGAGUUGUUAAAAUUAAUGGGUGUCCCUUAUGUAGAGGCACCUUGUGAGGCAGAAGCCCAAUGUGCUGCCUUAGUGAAGGCGGGAAAAGUUUAUGCCACUGCCACAGAGGAUAUGGAUGCUUUAACAUUUGGCUCGACGGUAUUAUUACGUCAUCUUACCUUUAGUGAAGCACGCAAAAUGCCAGUUAAAGAGAUUAACUACAAUAAAGUUUUGGAAGGCUUUGGUUUAACCAGCAAAGAAUUUAUAGAUCUUUGUAUAUUGUUGGGUUGUGAUUACUGUGAAGGUAUAAAGGGCAUAGGACCCAAACGUGCUAUAGAGUUAAUGAACAGUUAUCGGGAUAUAGAAACUAUAUUGGAGAAUAUUGAUCGUAAGAAAUAUACGGUGCCUGAGAAUUGGAAUUAUGAUGUGGCAAGACAGCUAUUUAUUGCACCCGAAGUACAGGACCCCUCAGAAUUGGAGUUCAAGUGGUCAGAACCAGAUGAGGAUGGUUUGGUUAAGUUUCUCUGUGGUGAUCGUCAAUUUAAUGAAGAUCGUGUUAGAUCGGGUGCCAAAAAGAUUUUAAAAUCUAAACAAUCGCAAACUCAAGGACGUCUCGACAGUUUCUUUAAAGUUUUGCCUUCUACGGGCACAACACCAAAACGUAAGGCUGACGAUGAUAAAAAGAAUACAAGUCUGAAAAAAGCCAAAGCCGGUGGUGGCAGCGGUAAUAGAGGCAGACGUCCUAAGUAAAUAAAAAAAAGGUAAUUUACUUUUAUUUUUAUAUUAUAUUGUCAGCGUUCUUGUUGAUUCCGCGUUUACAUUCACAAUACUUGCUUACAAGUUACUCUUAUUAAAAAAAAAGUGAUUAAAUUUAAUGUAUUAAAGUAAA